CUAUAUUUCUCACAGAGCUUUGGUGACCCCAUGCAACUCUCAAACGGCCGGCCAGGAACUGUUGGCUCACUUCCCCCAGUUUCUGCCCCAGAUGAGAUUCCCUUCCUUCUUCCCACGCCUACCUCGGGAACUGCCAGCAGCAUCGAUAUCAUUCCCCCCAGUGAGCACCCACACUCCGGUGCCGACUCUGUUUUUCACUCUGGCUGACCUCGACCUUUGUCUGUACGGCAAUUCUUCUUGGCUGAUUGGUGGAUACUCCGGCGCGAGCAAGACAAGGGCGUAUGCCUUCAGCGGGAUCAGAGUCAGUCAGUACAUGAACGGUAAGCAUUGGGAUGUUGUUU
Candidula unifasciata is the source of this 341-nucleotide messenger RNA. Lineage: Eukaryota; Metazoa; Mollusca; Gastropoda; Stylommatophora; Geomitridae. The record is from the annotation of a GenBank genome assembly.